Branchiostoma floridae (Florida lancelet) is the source of this 865-nucleotide messenger RNA. RefSeq lists its product as uncharacterized. The transcript is spliced from 7 exons. NCBI's taxonomy places the organism in Eukaryota, Metazoa, Chordata, Leptocardii, Amphioxiformes, Branchiostomatidae. The coding region runs from base 53 to 865 and encodes 270 amino acids. The record is from RefSeq and is a predicted model, not a curated record.
UAUAACCGUGCUAGGUGGAGAAAGGCAGGGUGUUGGUGACGGUUCCCUCUAGAUGGGCGUUGUGAGGAACUUCCUUCUGUAUUCCUUCAGGUGUGUGGGCCUUGUCAAAGCUAUCUCGGGUAAAGUCGGCCCAGCACCGGAGAAAGCCGUCAUGAGUGCCGCGGAACAGUCACCGGAAAAACCGGACAAAGACGCCGAAGCAAACGUAACUGUUCCCGAGGUGGCUGCUCUGGGGCUGACCACGAUGGUUCCGUCCACCAACCACCUCUCUCCCGGUCCGCCCCCCAACACCAUGAACUACGCGGACAUCGACUUCAAGAACAUGCCGGCAAUACCAGGGAAACCGGCCAGGGACGGCCAAGAUGGCGACAACGUCAGGGUGAAGCCUGAGGACUUGACGUCCAUGUACGCAACUAUUCUCCCCAAACACAUGAGGCCAAACAAAGGUGCUUCGGAUGUGCCACCACCUGACGUGAGCCCUGCCGACCGUAAGCGCAUGGCCAUGUACAACCCCGAAGUUGACAGUCCGGAGCCUCCCAAAGAACCGAGCACCCCUCCCCUUCCGGACCGCACGGAAGACGCGAAGGAUAAGAACAUCCCGGAAGUCACAACAACGCCCCCUGACGAUCUGGACGACCUUGAAGAGGACUUCAAUCCAAACUAUGCUAGGAUUGAUCUAAAGGAUCUGGUAGGGCUGAAGCUGAGCUGUGACAGCGGGACGUGGAAGAACAAGCGGGAGUCGUGCACGGACAGCAUCUCCGCUGAUGAGGUGGAGGAGGAGGGAGCUUCAGCAGCGGCAGACUGUCCUGUCAUACUGGAAAAACAUUAUAAUAUGUACCUCACCGGUGAAAAACCGGAUGCAUGA